AUGUCAAAUUGCGGAACUCCUUUAUGUCUAACUCCAUCAAAAAAUAAGGAAGGAAAGAGAAGAAAUGUAUUAUUGAGUGCUCCAGAAGAGAUGAUAAAUUACACUCCUUUGGAAUAGAUUACACUACCAAAGAAUCAAAGAAUUAGAUAAUCAUUUUCUAAAUUUUUAUGUGGAAAUAUAAAUGAACAAGAAUUUGUUAAAUUCAAAUGUUUUCCUUUGAGCAUUAAUUAGCCAUUAUAAUAAACUAAAAAGGUUAGAAAUAGACACGAAGAUUUUACAAUAUAAAUAAAGAGAUAAGCAGCAAAAGAAAAAGCCAAAUUGAGAUGGAAAAGAUUGGCAGAAGUAUAAUAAUAUAACUAUUGAGGUGGUACAAUAAAAUAUUUAAUUAAGAAGAUAAAGUGAUUAAAAUUAUUAAUCAAAAAUUUUGAGUAGGAUAGAAUUGGGAAUGAAAAUUGAAAAUUAGUUAGCUGAACAAUCAGCAAAAAUUGAAGAUUUAAAGAGUUAUAAAUUGUAAACAAUGUUAGUUUUAAAGGAAAAGAGGAAAAAAUAGAAUUAAUCAUGUUUUAUAUCACCAAAACAUUAUUAAUUUGAAUUACAAGAAUUAUUCAAAGAAUAAAGUGAUGAAUAUUUGUAUAUUUAUCAUAAGAAUCUACCAAAUACUUCAAAUUUAUCAGACAAAGAUUAUAAUUAAUUACUUGAUACUUAUUUACAUAAGAAAUAAUUGUUUGAUUAAUAUUUAGAGUAAAAGAAACAAAGAAAGAUUGUCAAAUGGAAACCAAUGACAAGUGCAAGUACAUUUUAUAGUACUUCAAUGAGUUGUUAAUCUAAUGGAUUGAAUAGAGAGACUCCAAUGAUGAGAUUGCAAAAUCCUUUAGAAUAAUAAUAAUAAUAGAGAUUGAAGGAAUAUUUAUUAAUCAAUUAAAUUAAUGAAGUAGCCAAUCCAAAGAUGGCAACUAGUAUAAUUACAAAAAAACAUUAGAGACCACAAAAUACAAAAGAUAAAUUAAAAGGAAUAGUUAAACAUAAUAGAAUUAAAUCAAUGGAUAUUAUAGAGAAUGAUGAUGAUGAUGGUUUGGAUAUGUCUAAUGCAUCUAUAACUGAAGCAUUAUUGGACUAAUUGUAUUUAGGAUCAUAAAAGUUAUAAUCUAAAUUGAAAUAAUAAAAUACAGUUCAAAAAAGAGUUAGAGACAUUCUCAGACUUUAAGAAAUGAAAGCUAAUACAAUCAAUGCUAAUUAUUAAAAGCUAAAUAAAUACUAAUAAAAACAUUAAUGAUUAUAAUUUUAUUAUUCUUGGCCAAUUAUAUCAAUGCCGACUCUCUGGCUUCAUAAAAAACAAAUGAAUUAAGGGAAAUGCAAUUGAGAGAUGGAAUAAUUGAAUUGAAUUCAACUGGAUAUUUGUAUCUCUAUUAUAUUCAUUUUCAAGUUAUUACACAAUGGAAUUUCCACGUCCAUAUGAUAUUGUUAUCUAUUUUGUAGCUCCAAGUUGUAAACUUUGCAAUGAUCUUAAUGAACAUUACCAAAAAGUAGCCAAAUUCUAUGCUGAUUCAGGAGCAUUAUAUAAGAGUGAAUCCAAAAGAGCUGUCUUUUUUGCCACAAUGACAUUCAAUGAUAAAAAUAAGCAAGUCUUUGAAUAACUUGGAUUUAUAUCAGCACCAAACUUAUUUGUCUCUUAACCUCAUAUAGUAUUUGUCCCAUAAGAUGAAAGAGAAAGAUAUUUGAGAGACAUGAAAUGGACUAUUUCCUAUACAGAUGGUACAGUCACAGCUCAUAAAUUCCUCGAAUUCAUUAACAAGAGGACUGGAAGAUAGGUUGAUUACAAGGCAUCAACCUCUGAAGCACUUACUGUUAUAGGUGCUCUACUAGGAGCAUUGACAUUAGGAGCUCUUGUAUUUAUAAUAGCAAGACCUAUGUUUUUAAAUCCAAAACUAUGGUUUAUUGGAUCGGUAAUCAUAUUCAUUACUUGUUUGGCUGGAGUUGUAUAUAAUAUUAUACAUAAUGUUCCUUUCUUUACUCAAAACAAUAGAGGAGGUUUAUAAUGGAAAACAAAUAGUGGGAGAUAAUAACUUGGAUUUGAAGGAUUGUUCCUAAGUCUUGGUAUGACAUUUGUUGGAUUGACUAUGGUUUUGAUCUUGAAACUAAAAGUUUUAGUAAAACAUCAAAAAUUAGACCCGUAAUUUAUUAAUAAAUCAAUAGAUUUGUUGAAAGAUUAGUAUAUCUUACUUUAUUCAUUUGUAUCUUUUUAAUCAUUCAAUUCGUUGAAGAGAAUUAUAGACAGAAGUCACAUUACAAUCCAAUAUAUUGGCCACCAAAACAUUAUAUCAAAGGACCAUUAAAUAAAGACUAAGGAAAUUCAUUUUGAGUUU
Molecule: messenger RNA, 2363 nt
Organism: Paramecium pentaurelia
Lineage: Eukaryota; Ciliophora; Oligohymenophorea; Peniculida; Parameciidae
Source: the annotation of a GenBank genome assembly